Molecule: messenger RNA, 270 nt
Organism: Peronospora matthiolae
Lineage: Eukaryota; Oomycota; Peronosporomycetes; Peronosporales; Peronosporaceae
Source: the annotation of a GenBank genome assembly
AUGUGUCGCGUCGUACUGCUCGACCAGACCCAGUACGUCAACCAUCAAUUGGGAGCGGGGCUCCCAAGAAUCCCAGGACGGGGGAUAGGCCGCGCCACCGGACGAGGUAACUCGUCCGACGUCCGUUCACGUCGCGGUGGUUCAACAGCUGCUCAACUAGAUAGCGCUGGCCACCGCGAGAGUCCUCUAAUGGAGGUGGAGGAGGAGGAAAGACGCUCUCCACACGAUCAUGUGGAUCGGUGUGUUCCCGAGAGCUUUUUGAUCGCGUAA